UACCACAAUCAUCAAGGGGCCCUAUGAUACCCUCACAGCAGAAUGCAUUUUCUGGUUCUCAGGCUUCCACAUCACAGCCUCAUUUUGCUGGUUUUACUGAGGCCUACACUGCUCCAUCCUUUUCUCAGAUUCCUGGCAUGGUUUCAGGCAGCUCCUCAUUUCAUGUUCCACCAUCAGUUGCCUAUAAUGAGGAUUAUGAUUUAGUUUCACCACAAGUUGCUGCUUCUUCUUCCCAACCAUGGUACUUUGAUAGUGGGGCAACAAAUCACAUCACCCACAGUAUUCAGAAUCUUGCUCAUCCUCAACCUGCUGUUAUGAAUGAUGGCAUCAUGGUUGGUAAUGGAUCUCAUCUUCAAGCCUCUCAUACUGGACAAACUUACCGACAAAAUCUUGUACAAGGGGCCUUGCCACAGGGGUCUUUAGCCCAUUCUGACCUCCUCUGAGAUUUCUUCUGGUAUCACUUCACCUAUUGCUCUUGUUUCUUCUGCUAUGAUAUGGCAUCAAAAGCUGGGUCACCCUAGUUUUCCUUUAUUUUCUGCUUUAAUAAAACAACAGGGAUUACCUGUUUCUAAACCACAUGUGAUCAACUAUAGCUUCUGUAAUAUGGCUAAGAGCCAUAAACUACAAUUUCCUAAAUCAGAAACUUUUUCUAUUGUUCCUUUUCAACUUGUGCAUAUAGAUGUGUGGGGCCCCUCUCCUAUUCCUUCUCAAAAGGGAUAUAGAUAUUACCUCUUAAUUGUGGAUGAUUUUUCUAGAUUUACCUGGUUAUUCCCUUUGCACUAUAAAUCUGAGGUAAAACAUGUUGUUGCUCAGUUCAAAGCAUAUGUCAACACUCAAUUUCACACGACCAUUUAAACUCUUAGAAGUGACAAAGGAGGUGAAUUCAUUAAAAAUUUUCUUCUAAAUUUGUUCUUAACCAAUGGUAUGCUUCAUCAAACCUCAUGUCCAGACACACCUGAGCAGAAUGGGAUUACUGAAAGAAAACAUAGGCAUCUCAUAGAAACCACUAUUACUCUUCUUCUUCAGGCACAAAUGCCUACUAGUUUCUGGCUUGAGGCAUUAAAACCUGCUGUCUAUCUUGUGAAUAGGUUACCUCAUUCUAGUAUUCAGUUUCAAAUUCCUUACACUUUGUUAUUUCAAAAAUCUCCUGACUAUUUGUUUCAAACCUUUUGGAUGUUGUUUCCCAUGGCUCAAGCCUUAUAAUUCUCAUAAGUUGCAUCCAAAAUCAACACCUUGUGUUUUUCUAGGUUAUUGUCCUCAUACUAAAGGUUACAGGUGUUUUGAUCCUUGUACAAACAAAGUAUAUGUCUCUAGGCAAGUCAAAUUUGUGGAAACUGAAUUUUCAUAUUCUGCUUUAGUCAAUUCUUCUUCUCCUCCUCCUUCUUCUUCUCCUUCUUACACCUCUUUUCAUGUUCCUUUUAACUACUUUUGAAGAUAUCAUCAUUCCUGUAUCUUAUCCUGUCUCUCCUCUUGUUGAAUCUAGUGUUCCUGUUUCUGCUUCUCUUACUAUAGUCCUAUUCCUCACUCUUCUUCUUCUAAUUCCAGUUCUGUCUCUUCUCCAUCUUCUUCUGUUCCAAAUGUCUCUACUGUUGUUCCAGAGAGUUUUUAUUCUGUUAUACCUCCUUCUUCUUCUCAUCCUAAUAAUCCUGCACCUCAUUCUAUGACCACAAGGUCCAAACAUGAAAUUUUUAAACCCAAAGCUGUUUUUAGUUUGAAUGUUGUGGGUACAAAUCCCUCCUUGCCAGACAAAGAACCAGUUACAUUUUUUGAAGCUAUGAAGUAUCCUGUUUGGCAACAAGCCAUGAGUGAGGAAUAUUCAGCUUUGGUGAAACAAAGGACAUGGUCUUUAGUACCACCUCCCUUAGGUGCUAUUAUCAUAGGUUGUCAAUGAAUAUUCAAAAUUAAACGACACUCUGAUGGGACUGUUGACAGAUACAAAGCUAGGUUGGUUGCCACAAGCUGAAGGUGUUGACUUUAAUGAGACAUUCAGUCCUGUGAUUAAGCAACCAACAGUCAAAGUUAUUCUCAGUUUGGCUGUCCAUUAUUCUUGGCCUAUCAAGCAACUUGAUGUAUCAAAUGCCUUCUUGCAUGGGGAUCAAUGAAGAAGUAUACAUGAGACAACCACUAGGAUACAAGGACCCUGAUCAUCCAUAGGUUGUCUGUAAAUUUUCUAAAGCCUUGUAUGGUUUGAGGCAAGCACCAAGGGCAUGGUACUCCAUCUUUUCUGGUUUUCUCCUUCAACAAGGGUUUAUUCAAAGUAAAGCUGAUUCUUCUUUAUUCAUUAAGACCACAGCAGAAGGUGUCACUUUGGUCUUAAUCUAUGUUGAUGAUAUCUUGGUUACUGGAAGUCUUUCUUCCUAUAUUACAGAGUUGAUUCAACUUCUUAGCUCUUAAGUUUGUAAUGAAAGAUCUGGGCAACUUGAGUUAUUUUCUGGGAAUUGAGGUGCUACGUCAUGGUCCAAAUCUUCUCCUUUCACAAUCUAAGUAUGGAACUGAUCUUUUGGUCAAGGCAGGCAUGUUUGAAUGUAAACCUAGUUCUUCUCCUUCAUCUUCCAAACCUGCUGUCUAUGAUCCUGACCCUGAUUUUCCUGAUGUUCAUUGGUUCAGAACUAUAGUGGGAUCACUUCAAUAUCUCACUCUAACUAAACCUGAAAUUUCAUUUGCUGUAAACCUGGCCUAUCAGCACAUGCAUAGUCCAAAACACAGCCAUUUUGUGGUUGUUAAACGAAUCCUCAGAUAUAUCAAAGGCUCUCUUCAACAAGGGUUGCAUUUUACUCCAAGUCCCUUAGUUCUAACUGCUUUUUCAGAUGCAGAUUGGGCAGGAAAUAGACUGGACCGAAGGUCAACAACUGGUUAUUGUUUUGUUUUUGGGUUCCAACUUAGUGUCCUGGUGUGCUAAGAAGCAACCCACUGUUGCGAGAUCUUCUACAGAGGCAGAGUAUAGAGCCUUACUCAAACAGCAGCUGAUGUCACUUGGAUUCAAACUCUUCUUUUGGAACUUGGAGAGCAUGCUUCUGUACAACCUAUCAUAUGGUGUGAUAAUAUGUCUGCUCUUGCAUUAGCUGCUAAUCGAGUGUAUCAUGCAAGGACAAAAUAUGUUGAGAUUGACUAUCACUUUAUUAGAGAGAAGGUGCUGUCUAAACAAAUUCAGGUUCAGCAUGUUGGCACUCAAGAUCAAGUGGCUGAUAUUUUUACUAAGUCUUUGUGUGCAGCUCGUUUUCUUUUGCUCAAAGACAAACUCAUUGUUGUUGACACACACAUGAGUUUGCAGGGGCAUGUAAGUCAGGGUCAUUAAGUCUGUUAGUUAGAUUAGUUAAUCUGUUGUAUUAAGUGGUAAGCUUGCUUAGCUUAAGUAAUGCAGUUGCUGAGCUGGAUUCGGUUAGGGGAUUCUGUUCUAUAAAGUGGUGCAUGAUCACCCUUGGUUCCUGAGUUGAGAAAUCAAGAACAGUAAUGAAAUUCAAGAUCUUCUACUUCCUCCCAGUUUAGAUCUAGGUUUACGAAUUCCACAAAGAUAAUGAGUGAAUUUGUGAUCAAGUGUGUAAAAGUUGCAGAUGAAAGUACUGCUGACUUUCUGGAAUAAUUAGUAGUAUUUGAUGGCGUGUUUUAA
Molecule: messenger RNA, 3607 nt
Organism: Rhododendron vialii
Lineage: Eukaryota; Viridiplantae; Streptophyta; Magnoliopsida; Ericales; Ericaceae
Exons: 2
Coding region: 24-443 (139 amino acids)
Source: RefSeq, a predicted model, not a curated record